GCGAACGGCACGGCCCCUAGCGCUGCGAGAUCUGCGCAUAAUCUGGCUAAAAAAACUAUCCAUGAUGCGCCGUUCCAUUUCUUUUCAUUUCCGUUUGUAGGCAAGCCCGUAGAUACACACAACUCCUUCCACUAGCCGUAGUGGGCUUUGUGCCAGCUUGAGCUCGAGAGGAGCGCGUUCAUCCCGGGCCUUUGGGGCGGGGGACCGAGACUGGCAGCCGUGACGUUUUUUUUUUUUUUUUUUUUGACUUUUUGACGUGAAAGGAAGCCAACGAAGUUCAGGUGGUUUUUUGAGGGGGCAGAACGACGGAACGAGAGAGGAGGGGGGGCGGUGGAGGAAGCUGGCCGCGACGCCUGUCGGGGACGUCAGAGCUUACUCCGCCACUCGUCGGCCUUUCCUUCUUGUCCUUUCUCCGCGGCUACCACAUGAACAACAGAUCCCAACUCCGGGUCACGCUACCCAGCACGGGGCCAUAUGUGUGCGGCGACCUCUCCCCCCCCCUGACAAUCGUAGAGCUGUAGCGCUACGGGUGCAGCUGUCAAUCAUGGAUCUUUUCCCAUGAAUCACAUGCUGGUUUCGGGUCUUCUGAAGGCUUGUAUUUCAAAAUAAGAAAUCAACACUCGGAAUGAAAUGAAAAUGAAAAAAAAAACAUGGAAGAGAAAAGAAAAGAAAGAAGAAGAAAAAAAAGAAUCGCGGACGUACGGUUUGACUGCAUUGCGCGACGCGAUUGAGGUAGGCUCCCUUCCUCCCUCAUGUCCCAUCCUAUUCGGCUCGGGUUUGUCGAUUGGCCCGAGGACCUGCACGUUGGAGUCAUGGCGUCAUGGUGGUGCAAGCUCCGUGCCCGUGGAAUUUUUCUUUGCAGGAGGUGCGCUAGUCGUCUAUUGCGCUGGCAUGGACACGAGGGGGGAGGGCAGUGACAGUUACUAUGCGCACGACACCCUUUGAAGGGAAUCAGGUUAGAAAUGGGCCUUGAUCAUCGGGUCAGAUGCGAUCCCCCCUCAAGGGUGGGCUGUGUAUGCGUGCGCACGCCUCGUGAGGGGGGACAAUGGGAAAAAGGCCUCAACUUUCUUUUCACGCUUCACUAAUCCAUAGCAGGCCAUUCGUCGC
This is a messenger RNA of Serpula lacrymans var. lacrymans S7.9, 1107 nucleotides long. RefSeq lists its product as uncharacterized. The record is from RefSeq and is a predicted model, not a curated record. Bases 631 to 945 code for a protein of 104 amino acids. NCBI's taxonomy places the organism in Eukaryota, Fungi, Basidiomycota, Agaricomycetes, Boletales, Serpulaceae. The transcript has a single exon.